AUGGAUGAUGACUUCCUCUGCAUCCAGCAGGAGUGGCGGAAGAGGCACAUUAUGCCGCAGGAGGAUUCCGGAAAGCCAGCCAAAGAGCUGUUGAAGAAGCAGUUUUCGCGGCGGAUGUGGGACAAGAUGCCGGAGUUUCAUGAGAUCAAUGCAGCUUGGCCACAAUUCAAGCUCAAUUUCAGUUCCAUUGCCAUUCCAAAAGCUCCAACGCCACUGAGGUAUCUCAAAGUGGUGUCCUUUCCAGAGAGGACUGAAGUUCGAAACGCUUACGUCCAGACCUUCACGCGCUGUUGUGAGGCGGAGCCGUUCACUGGCGGAUCUGGAGAACUUGAGGGACGUGGUCGAAGCGCAACGAUUCCAACUGCACCCACUGCCACAGUUCUGAAGCUGCGCGAUGCGGCUCAAGAGAUCUUCGGGGUUGGCUUCCUAAGACUCUUGUCGUCCCAAGGGCAGAUCUUGGAUGUUUGUUCUACUCUUCUUGAUACCGGGCUCACAGAUGGUGAGACUUUGACGGCCAUCGUGCAUGCCCCGAAGAUUUGCGCAACACGAAAGGCCUUUGCCAUGAGGUUCAGCAACGGUCACGCUCUUUGUUGGGGCGAUCCCAAAUUCGGUGGUGAUGCCGGCCCCAGCGUCGCGGCUGCUGGACGGGUGGAGCAGAUUGAGUCCACUGGGCACGCCUUCGCCGCUCUGUUGGCGGAUGGAUCCGUUGAAACUUGGGGUCACCCUCGAUUUGGCGGUGACAGCUCAAGGGUUCGCGAUCGCUUGGGAUCGAAUGUGCGGCAAAUCAAAGGAAGCCACUUCAGCUUUGCGGCCAUUCUGCAGGAUGGCACAGUCGUAACAUGGGGGCGUUCAGCUAUUGGUGGAGAGAGCCAACGAGUUCAACAUUUGCUCAGAGAUGUUUGCAAACUUGAGAGCACUCACUUUGCAUUUGCUGCGAUCUUGGCCGAUGGUUUCGCUGCGCCUGCGGUGCUGAAGCAGAGCCGACAGUGCACACCAAUUGGUUUGCGCGUUUUCUGCGACACAAAUGCGCCAAUGUCUCCCGAAAUCGCCGGGCACGCACAGCGAAACGGUGUUUGCAAGCUGCCCGCCAUCCUGCUGAACAGCCAGCACGAAAGCAAUUUGCUGCCAACCAAGCGGCAGAGGGUUUGCACACUUUUUCCUGUUUGUCCAUGUUCAACAACUGUUCCUAUCGGGGCGGCCACUUCUGCAGUGGAUGCCCCAGCAGUCGGUGAUUUUUGCCUGCUGAAGAGCCAGAAGGAGUAUGGGUGCGUCUUCGCCAUCAACCCUUGUUCCAUCGUCAAGUUUGUGAAACGGCAAUGCUCGAAACAUGAAGGUUCAUGCUGGCGUCUGCAAUGGCCACUGGAGCCGACACAAUUGGAAAGACCAGAGGCGCAUUCUUUUGGACCUCUUUUGCAACCCCGGCCUCGGGCUCAACCUGCGCCUGAUGGAGGCGUUUUCCGUGCACACCAGAGAUGCUAUGGCGUGAGCGAGUUGUCACCGCCGAAUCGCAAUAGCACUGAAGGAAAGAACGCUAUCCAGGCCUUCGUGGCAGAAGCCUUGCAGCAGCUAAGUGAGAUGAACCACUGCGAGCAGGGCAGUGGCCUUUGGGCAGAUGUCUUUCAGGACGUUGCGUGUGUUCAACUCCAUGAUGAUGCCAGCAUGAUGCUGGCUUGCCCCAAGAAUCUCCCGGGUUGCCGUAUCCAGCGCCGUGGGUGGCGGGAUGGGUGCAUGUUUGUCUCCGCAGCUGGCCUGCGGCGUUGCCAUGCUCAGCGUUAUAGCUGUUUGGAGCAUGGGGUUCACUGGUCUUUGCCACUCGACGGGAAAGGCCACACCCGAGGAGCUUCAGUGGUUGGGGACGUUGUUGGCAAGUUCAUUAUAAGCAGUACCUGGUGGCCUCAAGCCAUCCGCAUCUUUAUGGAAAGCGAAAGCUAUGAUGCGGUGGCCCGUCACCUUCGGGACAUCACGGAAGCGCACAUUAGCAUUGCUUUGGUACGGCACCCAACAGUGGCUCGCUUGGAGCCAGCCCAGCAGCAGCUUCUGCACAUCGCGAUCUUGCAGCAUUGUUUGGCUUGUCCUUCCUGGCAAACCAUGCGUUCAUGGAUCAGUUUGUACAAGCGGAUGUGUGUCGUGUGUGCGCCUCAGCGAACCUGGGGGGUGGUGACCAUGCUUCAAGACAUUCCUGGUCUGCCUCCUCUUUGGGCAGAGACAGAAAACCGUAUGGGUAAGGAAUUGUUGCUGCUCACUUCGUUGAGAUUGUUGGCGCGAAAGGGAUUAAGACCCAUUGGCAUCAACACAGACAAUAUUGAGGCUGACUUCAAAAUGAUUGCCUCUGUCCUCGAAGCAGCUUUGCCGCCUGGCAUGGUGCUCUACCGGUUUGUAUCGCCACACCAACCAUUGCAGGAAGACGCCAAGCAGCACGUGGCCAGCGGAGGGAUCGUGAUAGACAGAGAGCAUUGUCAGGCAUUUGGUGUGGAGAUUGGCCAAGAUGGGCUGCACAUUUAUGCUAGGCUCGUUCAGGGGCUGCACCUCGCAUCUCGCGAUGGUGCUUUUGCAGUGCAGUGUCUUCGAAAAAUGCUAGCGUCAUGGAACCCUUGCAGACGCGAAGCGACACCACAGGGAGAGCUAGCCUUGGAGUUGGAAGGAGUGGAGCCCAAAACUAUCGGCUGGCUGACUCUUUCGGACUCACCAGGUGAAACCUGUGCAGACGUUUUAGCUGCGUACUUUGGUCCUGACCAGACAGCUUUGCCGAGCAAUGCUUUGCAACUGCUGAAAGAUAACAUCAGCAACACCUGGAACCACCCCAACACUGCCAAAGAGUUGCCACGAUGUGCGAAAGCUGUCAUCUUGCAAGAUGUCCUAUCUAUCAAGGACGGGCGCCGGGACCGAUCUGUCUGCUUGAGGAUGAAAGCCUGGAGCCUGAGUUUUAUGAGUGCCACUCUGGGAUACCAGAAACGUUCCGCAAAGGUUUUCAUUGGUUGCAGUUUGUGCUGCUUGCGGGUGCUGCUCUUGGAGAGGGUGCCGGUGCUGCUUGAGCUUGCCGCUGUUAGAACGGGGUGUGCGGUUUGGAGUGGGCACGUGGUGCCGCUGCAGGAGGGCCGUUUGCGCUUUGGAGCUUGGUUGCUUUGGAAUGUUGCCCACGAAUUUCCGGUGUUGUCUGAGGAGGGUGCAUCGAAAGAAUACCGUCAAAAAAACGCUUUGGUUGCCGAACGGUUGGCCUAUAACAUCAGCAUUUCCGUGGACACCAUCCGAGAAGACAUGCUGCAACUGGCCGAUUUGUUGGCUUACCAAUGCUUUCCACACAAGGCCGGUGGUCGAACUGGGCUGUGGGCCAAAGCACAGCUCCAUUAUCUGAAGCGGAUCCGCAAGCGUCCGAGGGGUGCUCAGACCUAUGCAGCUCCGAGGCUGAUGCAGGAUGUACCCAGUGGUGGGGACAAAUUCAAUGAGAAAAUUCAACAACAAUGUGCUCCGGCUGUGCUGUGCGGCCUCGUUGCAUCCUACCGGUCGAAAUCUUGGGCAGUUCAGAAUGGCUUCCAUGUUUCCAUCGGUACCAUUGGAACGGAGAGGCAUUGGAGGAACAUGCAGCGCCGAGCGCGUAACCUGGCCCGGUCUUCAGCUACCCCGGAGACAGUGGACACUUUGAAUAUUUUUCGUUGGGUGUCCGAAGUGCAGACACGCUUGUCCAAAGACCGCAUGGUGGUCCAUGCUCGACUCAAUGCAUCAGCCAGGAUGUGGCUGCUUAGCGCUUCACAGCGCCUGGCUUCAAUCUUUGUUCAAGGUCCGGACGUGUUGCAAUCAUUGCUGGCAGACAUGGCAGAGGUCGCCCCUGUCGUGAGCGACUCCUCUGCGGUUGGAAGUGUCUAUGAUGCCCUGCUGCAAUGCCGAGUGGGCGCUUCGUUGCGGCUGCAAGCUGCCAUGACUACAGACUACAGCAGGCCGCUGCUUCCGGUCAAUGGUACCCCUCCAACACCACCUCCAAGCCAAGUCUCCCCAACACGGUUGGAGCAAGUGUAUGAUGACAUUGAAGAGGCUGGGGCUGAGGAAUGGGCUGCCUUGCGGCUGCGGGUGACGGGGUCUGCUGAUCCGGGUGCUGGUGCGAAGGACAGGUUGCUUGCCAAGGUGAAAGAGCUUUUGCCUGAGGUUCCUUCCGGUACCACAGACACUCUUGCUGCCUUUCUAAAGAAUUGCACUGUUGAGCGAAGAGAAGCAUUCUUCAGAAAGUGGGCUCGAUCGGUGUAUGACACCGAAGCUGUCGAGCAGGAGUGGGACUUGCGCAAGAAACCCCCAGCACAGACUUUGAAGGAAUUUUUUCACAAGCAUUGCCAAGAGGUCUACGCAAGCUUCUUGAAGGAUAAUGCCACUCUCAACCCUCUCCAGUCACAAAGAGAGACUGCUCUCAAGGCACUCGCACCUGCAGAGCUUGCUUCAGCUUGUGAAAGGUUGUCUGUGGGCACAGGAUUGCCAAAAGAUGGCCACUUGGUCCAUGCAUGCUUGCAAGGACAGGCCAUCUUCCUCUUUUCAGGGCAAGAUGGAAAAUUGCAAGUACAUGCAAUGGAAGAAUCUGAGAGCGAGUGGAAUCUAGCAGGAAGUAAGCUCUGCCUCAUUAUUUUGGCCGAUUCGGCCGCAGGCAAGGACAACCUAGGCGGUCUGGUUCGUGGCUGGCUUAAGAACCUGACAGAUGAAAAUUGCACAGCCACACAUGUUGUGCCGCAAGGCAACAUGACAGUUUCCGGCCUCUUGAAAGUCUUGCGGCAGAACCAUGGGCAGGCGCAGCUCCUUCAGAGUGAGCUGGAACAUUUCAUCAACAAAAAGAAGCCCAACUUCUUGCAGCAGGCAGACUGCAUAGAAUUGUUGGAUGGGUCUGACAGCUUUGGCAAAGCCACCCAAUCUGACACCAUUUCCUGUCCACCCAAUGUCUGGGUUCUUCUUCCUUCCACCAAGGGAACUUACCUUCGCGAGCUCGGAGAAUCUGAGUCCUGCGGGCGCUUGCGCUUCGCCGUCCUUGCUUUGGACAGUUCCCAGGUUCGAGCUACAGCUUUCGAAGAGAAGCUUGUCCCCCGCUCCCAGUCACAAGAUCUUGUCACGGGCUGUUUGCGUUGGAUCUUACGCUUGCAGCACAAAAGCACCCCCCCCGGGUCAGAAGCCGCACCAACUUCCCGGCCACAGGACGCGCCAACUUCCCAAGACCCUGCAAACUUGCGCCUGCGAAGCAAACAAAGCGAGCAACCACCGAAACACCCAGGGAAAACAAACAGGACAAUUGAUGAGGUCUGCUUUUCUGGGGCUGCAGGGUGCGUGCUUGCAGGUUUACAAGAUGGAUCUGCUGCUGCUUGCUUAGAAGCAACAGGCAACAGCGCAGCUGCCAGCACAGUCACCAAACAUGCAGGACGUAUGUUUGGUUCGAUUUGUUUGUCAAACCUGGCAAUCCGGAACGGGCUGCUGAUGUAUGCCUUGAAUGAAGAAAUCCCGUGUGAUAACACAGUGCGUUUGCACGAUGCGCUUGCCGCGCUCCCCCGCUGCGAACUUUUCAGUGUCAACCAGCUAGGCUUAGAACAAUCCAUUCACACACAGUCAGCAAAGGCAGCCGCAGCAAGCACAGAAGCCUCCAAACCUGCCAACAUUCUGGCACUUAGUAAUCUCGACUUUGCUGCCAAAAGAUUCUUCACCGGCUUGUCCUCCUACACCCCUCCCUGUGACACCGACCUUUGGAAAGCCAGCAAAGAAACUGGGGUGGCCAUUGCUGUUAAUGUGAAGACAGCUUGGUACAACUUUCGCCAGUGCAUGUUCGGUCGCAAAAGAAGGAGAGAUGCCGACUUGGCACAGUUUGGAGGGACAGAGGACAACAAGACGUUGCUCCUGCGGUACACCAAAGAGGGGGACGCAUGGAUGACUGAAGAACUGAAGGUGCCAGUGGCAUUGGAGGUUCUGGGCUCCAAAUCUGCUUUCACACCUGAUUCUACACAGUUUUCUUGGAAUCUUGGCAUCCAUAUUGCUGCGUAA
Cladocopium goreaui is the source of this 5997-nucleotide messenger RNA. NCBI's taxonomy places the organism in Eukaryota, Dinophyceae, Suessiales, Symbiodiniaceae. The record is from the annotation of a GenBank genome assembly.